UCAUGUAAAUCCCCGAACACUUAUUUAUAUUAAAAAAAAAUCCGUAUAUUCCAGAUCAAUGCGAAAGAGGUUAAAGAGUGGGGAUGAAUUUUCAGAAUCCUAACAGGUUACAUUUUCAGCGUUUCAGUCUGUAAAGGUUGAGCGGACGAGACGGUUUCAGUGCCCGCGAUUCGCUUGAAAAAUACACGUUUUUACAUUAGAAGAGGAUUUUUAGUUUUAGUGAUGUUUAUGUGCUGAGAUAAAGGGGAUAUUUUUUGUGGAUUCGUCAUGGGAAAAACUUUGUACAUACUCUUGAAUAAAUUUGUUUGGUCGGUGGAAUUCUUGCCAUCGUUGCUCUGAAAACAAUUUGAAUUAUUUACAAAGCGUUUUUUCAAAGUUUUUCAAGUGCUCCAAAUGACUUCGGAAGAUUCGGUUCCGGGGACUGCCGCUCCGCCAGAAAGCGGAAAUAAAACAACCGAACCGACCGCUAGUGAUUCACUCAGUUCGCAAAGAGUGUUCAAGAAAUCAUCUCCUAAUAAUAAGCUGACAAUGUACUUGAGUUCCCGUGAUUUGGUUGUGUCCGCAGGUAGAAUCGAUCGACUCCAAGGAGUCUUACUGGUCGACCCGGAGUUUGUCGAGAACCGGAAAGUUUAUGGACAGGUCACACUCACGUUCAGAUAUGGACGAGAAGACGAAGAAGUGAUGGGUUUAAAAUUCUGCAACGAAGCGAUCAUGUGUUUGGCACAAUUGUAUCCACCUCAUCCUGCCGCUCAAGCGCCCGAAGGUAACACACCAUUACAGGACGCAUUGCUGAAGCGUUUAGGUAGCAAUGCGUAUCCUUUCAGCAUGGAAAUUACGCCUUUGGCACCACCUAGUGUUCAAUUAGUGCCAGCCAAAGAAUAUAACGGGGCCCCCAUUGGGACCAGUUAUGAUGUAAGAGCUUACGUCGCUGAUCGAGCCGACGAAAAGUUUCAUCGUAAAGCAACUGUCCGCAUGGGAAUACGAGUCGUGCAGCGAGCGUACGCACCCCCUUCACCCCAUCUGUACAACCCCCGUCAUUUGUCACGAUCGCAAAACAAGAAGACGUUAUUCGGAUGUAAAAGUGCUCCCUUAGACGUCAAGUUCCCCAAAGAACAACAGAACAAAGCAAGGUCGAUGGAAACUGGCUUGGAACAGAACAGGAUCGAGGAAACACCGACUCAUACGCCACCGUCACGAACUAAUCUUCAAGUCUCGAUAGAAUACAAAAACGAAAAGAACGAAACACAAAGUGACAAAGAAACGCACGUUUCUUUCGGUGAAACGAUCACGAACGGAAUUGAACAAGCACAAGAUGAAAACGAUCGCCAAGAAUCACCGACGAAAUCGCAUCAACAGGACGAUAACGAGCAAAACAUCGAAGAGCAAUUUCGUUCUCUGUGUGGUGGCAAACGUCCCAGUUUAGCGGCGUAUCUCGCUGGCGUCCCGGCGCCAUGUGCUCAAGUCGAAAAACCGUUUCUUCUGAGCGAAGGCAAAGUGCAUUUGCUUGCAUCUCUCGACAAAGCAAUCUAUUCCCAUGGCGAGGAGAUACAUGUCUUUGUUCAGAUCAAAAACAACAGCAACAAAACAAUACGACGGAUAAAGGUUUUUGUAGUGCAACACGUGGACGUUUGCAUGUUUUCCAACGGGAAAUUUAAGAACGUUGUCGCAAUGAUAAAUUCAAAGGAGAAUUGCCCCAUUACAUCAAACACCAUCUAUGAGCAUACAUUUUCUCUGCUUCCCGUGAAAAGUUCAACGAAAAAUUGGAUCGCUUUGGAGGAUUCGUACACAAAACAGGGCACCAGUUUGGCUUCAACGGUCACUUGUUCGGCUAAUAACCCCGACGAACGCAACGUAUUUGCCAUCUAUGUCUCCUAUUACGUCAAAAUCAAACUGCUGGUGAGCGUGAUGGGCGGAGAAGUGUCUUUGAAACUACCCUUCACCCUCAUGCACACUUGCUCCGACUUUGAACACACUGAGACACUAAUUCGAGUCUCAAAACCCGAUUUCGAACCGAAACAAGUGCUAGAAUCGGUCAAAGAUGGGACGUGAGACAAGGCUGAAGUUAUCGUCGAGAUUAAUAAAGCUGGUGAUGAAGAUAAGGUCGUGGUGGUGUCCAAAACGGAUUCUGACGAAACAGUGCAGAAAAAAACAUCCAUUGUACGCAACAAUCAAGUCGAUUACGAUCAAAUUGUGCCAGUGAAAAGUGAAAGUGAUGUGGAGGAAAUCAAGGUGGAAAGUGCUAAAGAAAAAGGAUUCAGUUUGCAUAGAGCGUUGUGUUGUUUAAGAACUAGAAGAACGUCCUAGUCGGAUUGUAUGUUAUUGUAUAUGGGGCCCUAUAAUCUAGCACUGUGUCUUAAUUCUUACAAACAUACGUACUAUACCUUUUUUCCUACCUCAUCCUUAAAAACACAAAUUUCGAUUUUUUUUUACUUUAAUAUACAGUCGAUGGUUACGACUACAUUUUUCUGUAAAUUAUUAUUUAUGUACAAAUACUACAUAUAAAAUAAAUAAAAAAGAGCACGAUAAAA
This is a messenger RNA of Tribolium castaneum (red flour beetle), 2528 nucleotides long. RefSeq names its product phosrestin-2. Gene Ontology annotation, cellular component: cytoplasm. Gene Ontology annotation, biological process: G protein-coupled receptor internalization; signal transduction. The transcript is spliced from 10 exons. Bases 394 to 2049 code for a protein of 551 amino acids. The record is from RefSeq and is a predicted model, not a curated record. NCBI's taxonomy places the organism in Eukaryota, Metazoa, Arthropoda, Insecta, Coleoptera, Tenebrionidae. Gene Ontology annotation, molecular function: G protein-coupled receptor binding.